Trichosurus vulpecula (common brushtail) is the source of this 1153-nucleotide messenger RNA. RefSeq names its product dual specificity protein phosphatase 13-like. Gene Ontology annotation, molecular function: MAP kinase phosphatase activity; protein tyrosine/serine/threonine phosphatase activity. NCBI's taxonomy places the organism in Eukaryota, Metazoa, Chordata, Mammalia, Diprotodontia, Phalangeridae. Gene Ontology annotation, biological process: negative regulation of MAPK cascade; protein dephosphorylation. The transcript has 4 exons. The coding region runs from base 259 to 891 and encodes 210 amino acids. Gene Ontology annotation, cellular component: cytoplasm. The record is from RefSeq and is a predicted model, not a curated record.
GUAGAAGUCACUCCAGUUCCUAGCUGCUUCAGCCUCAUGUGAGUGUCUCAAGAAUAUUACUGGUCCCCAAGCUUACCUGGGAAAAUUGUGAGAAGGACUUGGAUUCCCUCGCCUAUCCCCUACACCCAGGGCCAGGUGCCCCUUGGGCCUAGAGACAUACAUGCAAGUACUGUAUCCACUAUGUACUAUGAAAAGAAGCCCAGGAGACAGCAAGCCUUCCGUGUUUACUGAACUCUUCCGGCCUGGCUUAUUUCCAACAUGAGGUGGUGGACCUGGCCCAGGAUGGAUUCACUGCAGAGACAGGACCUGCGGAGGCCCAAGAUCCAUGGGGCAGCCCGAGUUAGCACCCAGAACCUUGUCCCCUACCAGACACCCACCUUGGCCUACCUGCAGCGCCUGCUGUGGAUUCGAAGGGCCUCCUCGAUGAGCCACAUCAAUGAGGUCUGGCCUAACCUCUACCUGGGAGACGCGUAUGCAGCGCGGGAUAAGAGUAAGCUGUGCCAGCUGGGCAUCACCCACAUCGUGAAUGUGGCUGCCGGCAGGUUCCACGUUGACACGGGCUCCAAAUUCUACCGAGGGAUGCCUGUGGAAUAUUACGGGAUUGAGGCUGAUGACAAUCCCUUCUUUGACCUCAGCAUUUACUUCCUGCCUGCAGCGAGAUACAUAAGAACUGCUCUCAGCAAUCAAGGCCGCGUAUUUGUGCACUGUGCCAUGGGGGUCAGCCGGUCUGCCACGCUUGUCCUGGCAUUCCUCAUGAUCUGUGAAAAUAUGACCCUGGUGGAGGCCAUUCAGACGGUGCAGGCCCACCGAGACAUUUGCCCCAACUCAGGUUUCCUCAGGCAGCUCCAGGUCCUAGACAGUCGGCUGGGGCGGGAGAUGGGGAGGCUCUGACUGGGCAGGUAGCUGGGAAUAGAGACCCGUUAGGGGCCUCCCCUUCCCACCUGCCUUGUGGAAGACUGGCAGUCCCCACUGUUUACAAAAUGGACCCUGAGAUGUAAAUAUCAAGCUUUGGGACAUGAGGAUGGCAGGGGUGGGAAAGGUUGAGAAUUGAUGUUUUAACAGGUGAAUUUGCUCAACUUGUUUAAAAAAAAAAGAUUCUUUAUGCAUAGAAGAGUUGGUCUCAAUCUAUAAUAAAGAAUUAAUUCAUCAGACC